Cylindrotheca closterium is the source of this 1206-nucleotide messenger RNA. The record is from the annotation of a GenBank genome assembly. NCBI's taxonomy places the organism in Eukaryota, Bacillariophyta, Bacillariophyceae, Bacillariales, Bacillariaceae.
AUGAGCCACAAGCCAAAUGAAGGCGUCAAAGCUGCUGCCGUAAUCUUCGACAGUGACCUUGUGAAAUUAUUGAACUCGGACGACAUUCGUAUUCCUACAAAUUUUGUUGGAGUGAGACGGGUUCGACCGCACAAACUACUAGAGGAAAAGAGAAAUAGUAACACUGUUCGAAAUGAAAAUACUGUUUUCACAGUAAAAGUUGCUAAUGGCAUCGGUCGUAGGAUGACCAAACAAGAGAAGAAGAAAGAAAAGCAAAAGAUGAAGCAGAAGCAGAAAGAGGAUAGAAAGCGGCACCGACAGGAACAAAUGGAUUCGCCAACCUCCAUUCCAUCAAACUUGAAGACUCCUAGCAUCUAUUCGUCGACUACAAACAGUCGCUAUUUCCAAGUGGCUCUCAACAAUACUGCGUUAGAACAAGAACUUGCCGAGUUGCGUGGGGAGCGCAAUGGCCUUCCUCCCGUUCUUUUAUCGCCAGCAAUGGCAAUUCAUGCCGAAACGAUACUUUGGCCAUCGUCUGGCUCGGGUCACAUUGAACACAAGCUUCAAUUUACCUACGAUCACGAAAUGUCGAAGAAAUGGGCAGAGCUCUUGAAAGAGACUAUGCGUCCGGCUGAAGCAACUCGUGAAAAGGAUAAUAAAAUCAGACCCAUGCCGUACCAACUAACUCCAGAGCCAUGGACUCGCCUUCGGCAGAAUAUGGGCCAACAGAAGUUGGAGUCCAACAGAGAUGCGCAACAUUUCAGCAGCCGUUGGGACCUCAUGCCUUCAAAAUGCAAAUCAACGAGAAUGAUUUGUCGCCAACCAACCGAGACCGACCUUAUUGCUUCACUCGUAUUCGAAUACCUGUUCAUGGAAUCCAAGUACUACGUAUCUUGUGGAGCCAAGUUUGGCUGUGAUUUUCUUAUCUACGAUGGGCCGCGAGAAGAACGUCAUGCGUUUGCUGGACUACGUAUUUUGAAAGCAAAAGAAGGCCAACUGCCUAUCCAGAGUGCUUUUAGUCUCUCUGGCUUCGUACGAUGCCUCAAUACAGCGGGAAAGUUUGCCUUGCUUGCCACCGUUGUUAGAGAUGAAAAAUGCGAGAACCCAUUAUACAGAUUGGCAUUUGUUGAUAUUGCAUUAGAAAAAGUCCUAACAGCACCAACGCACAAGAAAAGGGCUAGAACACAAAAACGACGAGAUGUUGCAAAAAAUCUAGCUAAAUUGUAA